AUGUCGUUUAUCUCGCCGGGACUUCGUAGAGGCCUGAUGCUCAGCACGCCGCUCAUUCUCUCGACACCACUGCUGGCAUAUCAAUUCCGAAAUGCGCAGCGCAUACACUGCGAUGGACCGGAUCCCAUCACAAAGAUUACUAGUGACUUGAAGAGCAACUAUGCCGCCGAAGCGAGAACUCCCGUUGUUACUCAGUCAGGUGCGGUAAACCCCAAGGCAAUUCGACAAAUUAGCAUGGGGAGUAUUCUCGGUGUUAUUGGAGGGUUGGGAAUUAGCGUCUUUAGCAAGCCGCUGGCUAUAUUGAUUGGAUUAGGCAUCUUUGCUGUACAGUUCAUCGAGUCGCGAGGAAUCCAUAUCAUACCAUACUCGUUCCUCCAGCGCCGGUUAAAGUCCAUGAAUGUCCGGUCGCUGGUCCAAGACAAUGUUGCUUUCAAAUUGUCCUUCGGCCUGACUUUCGCCAUGGCUGCGUUUGCUGAAUUUUAA
Molecule: messenger RNA, 483 nt
Organism: Bipolaris zeicola 26-R-13
Lineage: Eukaryota; Fungi; Ascomycota; Dothideomycetes; Pleosporales; Pleosporaceae
Exons: 2
Coding region: 1-483 (160 amino acids)
Source: RefSeq, a predicted model, not a curated record